AUGCCGCUCAGCAGAGAAAUAUUUCGUCGACGCGGGGCCGCACGUCCCGCCGCAACAGCAUUUGCAAUUUUCACCACGUGGGACGGCGCUGCUCCUCCCAAUGCUCUUUCUGUCCACGAGAGAGGAGGUCACCUCGAUGGGGUCAGGUCCGAGCGAGCGAGCGUCCGUCGUUCUUUUCUCCUCAUUCCAACAAGACGUCUCCUCUCCUGCAUGAGAACACCACCGCCAACGCACCGCAUCACCUGCUCUUACGCCGCUCUACCAUUCGCACCGCUUGCCUUUGCCAUCCCUAGCAACGCACCCAACAGACCCAUACCAAGACCAGCCCCCGAAGAACAUCCGCAGAACCUGAGACGACGACAUCAAGCGCAGCAUCUUCCGCAGUACGAGUGUCCUUUCUCGGGAUUUGAUGACUCCCACGGUGGCCUCGAUUGGAGCCUGCACCAUCCAGCAGAUCCAUUUCCUCCAGAAAAUCGCUUCUCUGCACUGCUGCCACCUCCUGCUGCUGCUGCUGCUUUCCACCGUGACCGCGAGUUUGUAGCACAUGGAGCUCGACGUCGCUCUCGAAACACUCGAGGCACCAAAGAAGCAAAGAAACGCCGUGAUGCCAGACGCAAUAGAAGGAAAUUGGCGGCCCAACUGCUUAAUGAGCAGCUCUCGCGAGACAUCGAUGAGACCCUGACCAGAGCGAACAUCCACCCUCCUUCACACAUGCCUCUCCCAUCUCCGGCCCAAAGCUCACCUCUGGCUGCCAUGCUGACACCGCCCUCGUCUGCCACAUUGGCCCGCUGGCUUCCGCCAACGCCGCCUCAGCUUCCACUGCUGCACUUUAGGAAUUUCGACAUGUCUCAUCUGCCUCAUCUCUCCUCCCCAAAACAGUCCCCACUGAGUCCGACGCCCACUGUACCUGUCAGCGUGCCAAGUUGGUGCCCAUCAAUCCCAUCCCUAAUGCGAAACGGUGGCUGGCAGGGUGAUGUCCCUAGGUUCUUCGACCUCUCCAGCCUUCCUGAGCGAAGAGAUCCGCCUGCUGGGGACAUGCAGCUCAUACGUACCGUUAAGCCAAAGAAGCAAUCUAGAUUCUUCCCGCCUUCGAGUAUACCGAGACCUACAGUUAAGCUGCCUCGGACCGCCUGCAAGUUGCAUCCAUGCGAGCAAGCGAUGCAAGAUCCGAUAACGCCUGCGUGGACAUUCAGCCGCGCCGAGCCUGAGCUGGUGCAGAGGGCAGAGGAAGGGAUCAAGAUUAUUGGCGAUAGCAUGAAGACACAUGUGAAGUUACCGUCCGCAUCGAACCUAUGGUCUAUUCUUGCAGACGUGGAAAUGCAGAAAGACCAUUCCCGCUCGUCCUCGGGGGACUCAGUCUGGGAAGACGAUUCAUCACCGGGUGGCGGCGUUGCCCUACCAAACAUGCUUGACGAGGCAAGAGUGCCUGCAGAAUUGGAAGCGCCAGCGACGCCAUACGUCCAUCUCAACUGCUUGGUGGGACAUUCUAACGAGCGUGGCGCGGCGUUCGCUUCUGAACACUAUGAUGUGCACGAUUCAGGAAUCUGUAUUGAGCAGAACUCAACCCCAGCGCCUCCGAUCUACGAACUGUCUGCCAUGCCCUCGACACCGCCAUUGUCGGCCUCACCGGAGCCAAUACCGCUGCGGAGUGUCAGGCCACCCAUCUUCAGCGAAGAACUCGACACUUCUGCCGACCACUACGACAGCGAGCAACAGCUGUUUGAGGCUACCGAAACACCGCUGCCAGAAACUCGACCGGAAAGCCCAAUCGACCUCGCUACCUUCUUGGCGAUGGGUCAUGCAGAGAAGUGCUGGUGUCUAGACUGCAAAGAGGCCCCAGAGCUUGUCGAGGAUGGGAAUAUUUCAGACGAGGAGGACUGGACGAUGUGGUCGAGCAAUGACGACGAAAGCGAAUUCUGUGUCGCAACCGAGCGGCAAGCAGUUGCUGAUGCCGAACAUGAGGAGGAGCUGGAGGUCUCUCGCCGACCUUGCGCUACUGCUCCAGACGCGCAGAACCUCUUCAACAACCUGAUGACGAACCGGAAUUUUUGGGCUAUCUCGACGACGGCAUGGCUUUUACUUCGGACAAUGACUACGACUGGCUCGGCGCAUGGACGGAUAACUAAUACAUUGGCUGGCGAUUCUUGGUCUUUGGUAACUUUGGGCUCUUGUCUGUAUCCUGGUUUUAACGCUUCUCUUGACCUAGAUCUAUCUCAUUGCUAUUUACUACGAUGCGAAUCGUAUUCACGAACACCUUGCUCGUUUACAAAUUGGCGGGUAGUGUGCUCAGUCAUAUCCCAAAGCUCACGUACACGCAGAGACACCGCACAUCAACGGGAAAAACCUUUCGAGUCGACAAGAAUGAAACUCGCCACUCUUGCUCUAAUGGCUACCAGCGCCAUCUCAUCUGACGCUGCUACACCCUCCCUAUCCACGCUUCUUAGCACCACUCCAUCUCUCGACCCCCCACCUUCAACAACCAACGCAUCCACCCAAAACCGAUGCGGCCCAGUCUGCAUCUUCUUCGCACCUGACGGAACAUGCAUCCAGACCGUCGACGGCUGUACUCUUCCCCCUCGGGUUGGUACUUCACAAACUCCCAUCAAAACCGAAGAGGGAAAACAAGACAACGAAAACGAAAACGAAAACGCUGCAGUCGGAAAAUAUGAAGAAGAAGAAGAAGAAGAAUCCUGUCUCCCAGCUCCUCACGGCUGUGUGCCCAUCUCUUCUUCUGCCGCGAAGCUGGUCGUUAAUAGUGUUGUAGCGGUCGUCACGGUCGUAUGGGUGGCAAAAAUUCAGAAAAUAAGAAAAAAGAAGUAUAAGAAAGCCCUGGCGGCGCGGAAAUGGAAAAUUUCUUGGAUUUCCGUAAGCAACAUGUCCACUGUCACUGUCGCGACCACGAGCACGACGUGGGACCCAGAGUUCGAAACAGAAGUCAUACGAGUUCCGCCAGGGACCUACCUAUACGACUCCCCCGGGUGUAUUUCCAGACCCGUUGACGCUUGUUCCCGGGACGCCGGGAGCAGCUUGUACACCAAUGCUGGUGCCAACAAGAAAUGGGGUACAUGCUCGGGAGCUCACUCGAGGAUGGAACGGGAAGGAUGCAUGACUCUGCUUGGAUUGUUCGCAGGAGAAUGCCACUAUGACGAUGGUGAGCGACUUUUGCAUCUACAUUGCCACACCCACGUCUCGGGCACUUCACGUUGGAAUGUGGCAAUUUCUAAGAAGUAUAUGCUUUGGCUCGCUCUGACCACUGAUCCCACAGCAUUGGAAGUGGCUUCAACGAAGCAUUCAAAUGUCAUGAACACUUCACAACCAACACUGUCACAAACAAGCUCCCAUCCAGCAUACUCGCCACGGCCACCAAAAGACAGUCGGUGUGCAACACGAUGCGUUUGCAUCACGAAAUCGCCCGACGAAGCAGAAAAUGACGAGAUUCCUGAGGCAACUUGGGGAUACUUCUUGAAGAGUGGAUUCGAAUUCCUGGGAGCGUUCUUCUUUCCACGCGACAAUUAUCGGGACAGUGUUGGUGUUGCUUGCUCAUUAUGUACAUAG
Messenger RNA from Pseudocercospora fijiensis CIRAD86, 3555 nucleotides. RefSeq lists its product as uncharacterized. Lineage: Eukaryota; Fungi; Ascomycota; Dothideomycetes; Mycosphaerellales; Mycosphaerellaceae. Bases 1 to 3555 code for a protein of 1184 amino acids. The transcript has 14 exons. The record is from RefSeq and is a predicted model, not a curated record.